This is a messenger RNA of Esox lucius (northern pike), 3032 nucleotides long. RefSeq lists its product as uncharacterized. The coding region runs from base 184 to 1224 and encodes 346 amino acids. Lineage: Eukaryota; Metazoa; Chordata; Actinopteri; Esociformes; Esocidae. The transcript is spliced from 9 exons. The record is from RefSeq and is a predicted model, not a curated record. Gene Ontology annotation, biological process: cell adhesion. Gene Ontology annotation, cellular component: membrane.
CAAGGCACACUUUAUCCUGCCAGUCUGUCCCACUCUCUGAGCACUCACAGGAAACAACUCCCCCAGCCCUCUUACACACACACACACAUACUCAUUCACUCAGUUUACUCAGAGCGCUCUCUUUCUCUCACACACUCCUACAGGGAAACACACUAACCAGCCACGCUCUCAAAGGACAGGAGGAUGGCUGCAUCCAUGAGAACCAUGAACGGGUCCCGGACUGCGAUGGCUUUAGCCCUGAUACUUUGUGCUCUUUUCCUACAUGCUGAAGGACAGAGCACCGUUGACACAACGGUUGCACCUGCCACCAGUCCCCCAGCCACCACAGCAGAUCCAGAUCUAACAUCAGCUGUAUCAACCAAAAGUUCUGUUACACACGCUGGUUUAGCAUCUGAAGUCCCCACCGGAACCAGAUCAGGUCUUGAUACCACCCUGGUACACCAACAAACUGGGUCCGUAACCGCUGACGUCCCAGUUGGUGACACCGCUGGAACCAGCACUCCUGGAUUACACCUGGAUGAUAGUUUCACGAAUAUUUACAUUAAAAUAUUUAGAAACGCAGAAGCCUCUGUAACCACUGCUGGACCUGUAGCAACGCAAAACUCUGAGGCCACCAAUACGAUGGCCCCUGUAUCUCUUGCGAAUCCUACCGUUGAGUGUGUGGACAAUGAGAAGAUAAAGAACAAGGAUGCAGUCAAGGUGCAGCUUGCAUCAGGCUCCACCUGUUCGCACACCAAGAGUCUCUUUGAGGAGCUAGCCUGGUGUCCCGGGGACUGCAACCUUCAGAUUUUCCAAGAGGAUAACUCUAACACAAUGGUUCUGACACGCGCUGAUGGUCCUGUCAAAGAUUUGGUCGAGAGCUUGAACUCAGAAAACAUCAAGAGCCAGCUGGGUGUGGUGGAGGCUGCUCCUCAGCGGGGUGAAAACCCACCUACUGUGCUGAUAUCCCUGUUAAUCACUGGCCUGCUGUUGGCAGCUGCCCUUAUUGGAGGCUACUGUCUGAAGAAUCACUGUGGACACAAUGCCAAGGGCAUGAGACUGGCUGAGGAGGCGUACCCAGUAGAUGAGGAGAACCAGGGAAACACACUGGUGUCUGUGGCUCCUCUCAACCCCCCUGAGACCCUAGAGAAGCCUGCCAACGGGGACUCCCAAGAGGCAGCCAAGACCCAGCCCCCUCCCACCAACGGCCACUCCACCCCCAAGACGGCUGAUACUGAGCUGUGAAGACCCCCGCAGACCCCAUGGAAAGAAUGAAGGACCCCUCCAAAACCCUACCCUUGCCCCCAGAACACGACCAGAACCCCCGAAGACCCAAUCCUACCGUGGGCAUCAAGGACAAGAACGCCACCCCUUCUAACCCCACGUAACCCUCCCCCUUUUUAACAACCUGAAUGGGGAGGCAACCCGGUGCCAAUCCUUAUGUAAAGUCAGAUGGGAUUAUGAAGACGGCAAUGAAAAUGAUAACGGUUUCGACAAUGACAGAAUGAUAAUGAUCUUAAUGAUGAUGUGAGUGCUAAUGGUGAUAAUGCAGAGGGCCACAUCCCUGUGCCUGGGAUGCUGAUGUCAUGCAGAGCUGGAUGUUGGGCUGGGGUUGGGACUGGGUGGGGUGGGAGGUUUUACGUCGUUAAUCACCACUGGCUCCAAGACUGCAACUGGGGUCACAUCCGCCGUGUGCUCAAUGUCCACGCCCAGGAGGGGUCCUGUACUGCACGUCAUCAGGUUGCAAACCUCCUCCCUGAAAAAAUGUAAGCACAACAUCACUAACAUUCAGAUUAGUCCUUGGUUGAUCGUAAAAUAGAGAAAAGAAAAUAACACAUCCUUGAAUCUGAUUACAAACUUUCUCAGAGUAGAAUUAAUGAGAGCUCUGAGCCUGUUUGGUUAUCUGUCUCGGUGUAAUGGUUUUUAAGUAUGUGUGUGAGUCUGUGUCAGUGAAUGGUUCUGUAACUGUACUUGAGUGUGUGUGGGUUAGCUUUUAAAAAAAACUGACAUUUUUGUUACAUGUGUUGACAAGGUGAUGGCUUGGGGAGUUUGGUCCCAAGUGUUGGAAGAGAGGGGUCCUUUUUUGGUGCUUAAUCUCACUGUGUCAAUCUGUAGGAGAGUAAGCAGGAAGGAAUUCUCCCCUUCAUUACUGCAAGAAGAAGUGCAAGCUGAACCCAGGUCAGCCAAUGGCCAGAAAAAGGUUUUAAGAAGUAAAUGCACAGUGUCACCAUGCUGACUGCUGAAAACCAUACCAGACUGCAUUGCUUAAAGUAUGUGAAACAGUGUGGUGUAUAUAUAGAGAGGUCUGAUGCGCCAAUCCUUUUAAAUCAGUAUUAAGCUCCUUUUAAUGCCUUUGUAAUGGUAUAGAAUUAGACCAUUAAUACAGUAUUCUAUGGAACAAUUCUGUAUAGUAUAAUAUUUCUGUUUUGUCUUUUUCUUCUUGAGUAUUCACACAUGCUUAUUGUAAGCUGAAGAAAUCCCCUUUGCCAUUUUACAGAGAUACUGGAGGACUGAUCAUUUGCAGAAACAAGUUGUUGUUUCUUUUUGUUACAUUUUCAUUUCAGGUUUUGAAUUUAGAGUCCAAGAUAUUGUUUAGGUCUCUGUUAGUGUUUCGGAUACACUAGAUGCAUUCUGUUUGAAGAUAGGCCUCCUCAGUUUAUGAAGACCUGUAUUUUUGCCAACACAACCUAAUCUAUUGUUUAAAAAAAAGCAUAUAUUGUUCUCAUUAGCUUAUUUUUGCCUCAUUGUGUAUGAUGUCAUAUUCCUGAGUGAACCUUGUAAAUCAGGAACAAGAGGUGCCUUUACACUUCCAAUUAUACAGAACAUUACAUCAAUGGGGUUAUAUGUGAAGACAUUCUGACAUCAGUGCCUUCUGAAAGCUUAUGGUUUUAAGAAACAUUUCGGUGCAAAAGUGGUUAUCUUACUUUCAUUUCUACUUUUCAUUAAUUGCCUGUCUAACAUUCCACAAUGACUCUUUUAAUUCUACUAGCAAUAUAAAGUUCAAAGACAGGAAUCUGUUUCAGAAAAUAAAAAUACUUUUUUGUAUAAAUGUU